ACGGUACUCCAUCUAGCGGACACCAUCGGUAUUUAGUGGUGUUAUACCUCCGGAAGUUUAGCCGGUGUAGGGGUAACUUUUGGCGGUAACUGCGCACGGAACUUCAGUUGAACAGCUGAUCGCCCAACAGAGCAGAAGUGCACAGCUAGAGGAGCAAACAACCAAUUGCUAAAUUAUAGUCAUGGCUGAGAAAUUGAACUCGACCAAGGAUUUUCAAGAAGUAGUGGAUGAAUACCUGGCUGAAAGACGUGUGUUCAAACCUGCAGAAGUGUUCGUAAAAGAACUUUCUCUUUGCCCGAGAUACAUCGGAGGGCCUGACAGAUCAGCAAAGUUGCUUGAUGCCAUGCUGAAAAUGGUCAACUUGGUUAAAGAGAAAAGGGCAGUCCUCCGUAACCAGAAGUCACAUGACCAGUGGUUAAAAUCAGCAGCCCAGGCUAUGGAAACCUAUUGUGUGGCUAAUAGGGACUGGAUUUCCGAACACGUGUGGAAACUAAAAGCCCGCCCAGUAGUCGUCUCCCAUGAUUAUGAUCCUGAACGGGGUAGAAAAGACAUUCGGUAUAUGAAACCAACCAGUGAAGCCCCGUCAGAAGACAAAUGUCUUGAAAAAGAAGAGGGAGAGGAAAGUACGGGCGAGAUUAGUCUGGAUCUAGAGGAAGACUUGUUGUAUUUGUUGGAUACGCCAAAGUCAAAAACAUCAGGCGGUCGACAGGAAGCAUCCAACAUGGAAGUCGAUCCAGAAGCUACGGUUAAGUUGGCACCAACUCCAAGAAGGAAAGGAAACAUGAGACAGCACUGCCGGCUUCAUCGGUCCCAGAGCUCAAACGUACUGUGACAGUAGAAAAGGAAAAGUCUGUGCAAGCACCCCA
Messenger RNA from Mercenaria mercenaria, 866 nucleotides. RefSeq lists its product as uncharacterized. Bases 182 to 832 code for a protein of 216 amino acids. The record is from RefSeq and is a predicted model, not a curated record. The transcript is spliced from 3 exons. Lineage: Eukaryota; Metazoa; Mollusca; Bivalvia; Venerida; Veneridae.